This is a messenger RNA of Salvelinus sp. IW2-2015, 2674 nucleotides long. RefSeq names its product trichohyalin-like. Lineage: Eukaryota; Metazoa; Chordata; Actinopteri; Salmoniformes; Salmonidae. The record is from RefSeq and is a predicted model, not a curated record.
GAGAGGGGCCAUGCUCUUGAGCAGUAGUCAGUUUUGUUCUCACACAUGGAACAAGUCUUCACCUGGGAGGGAACAGGGGAUGAAUAACAGAUCACCUCCAUAUAUCCCUGUUUUGUGCCAACAAGACAUGCAGGAGGCUGAGAUGGCAAGGAGGCAACAGGAGAAGGAAACAAAGGARAGACUGAAAGAGAUAGAGAAUUUCAGGGUACAAGAGGAUAAGACAAAGGCAGAAAAAUAUGAAAGAAAAACAGGACAGAAGACAUGGGGGAACACAGAUAUGGAGAGUGUGCAACAGGACAAAGAGAGGGUCCAGAGAAAGUUGGAGCCUGCUGUCCCUGUGCUAAAAGUCAGGRUCAUUGAGUGCAAGCCCAGGCUGAAACCAGACCUGACACCUGAGAAUGGACUCGAGCCCAAGGCUGACCCAGCACCCAGGCCCAGGGCUGAGAAGGCAGACAUGGAGCUGCAGGACAUUGAGGAUGAGGAGUGUGAGGAUGAAGAGUUGGCUCUCAUGGGCAACAAUAAGAUUAUGUGUUCCUCAGAUCUGGAAGAAGCCCAGCAUGAGCUUCAAAAGGAGGCUAAGGAGGCCAGGCAUAGAGGACAGGCCGAAGCCAUCGAGAAAUGUUACAGACACAAUGAUGAGGAAAUAUUAUCAGGCUCUAGUAAUAUUAGUAAAGAAGACAGCGCACCACCUAUGAAUGUUGCCAAUAGUAUGACUAAUGGAGAUAUGGAGGGARGAACCUGUUCCUCAAACAGUAAUGAGGCAGACGAGAGAACUACCAAAGUGGACAGCGUGACUGGGAAAGUGAUUGGCUGGGUGAACAAAAAAGUCAAAGAGAGAAACGAGAGAAAGAUUGCAAGAACAUACUGGAGGGAGGAGACUCAAAGUGAUCAGUUGCACAUAAACGGUGCAGUGAUUUGCAGCCGUGCCCAGCGAGAGAGAGAAAAGAGGGCAAAACUCCUCAAAGGUGAGCAAACCAGACGGAGGCUAGAAAGACGCUGGCAAGAGUGGGAGAAGAGAGACAGAAGAAAGAACACGCUGAAGAGGGUACAGAGAAAUGGGCUCUGGUACAGGGAGUUGGAGGACAAGAACAGCACCCAGGGUAGUCAUGAGGACAAUUCACUGCCUGAUGAAGCAGAUGAGGCUGACGGUGAUGAAGAGGUGGAAUACCUUUUAAUGUAUGGGCCCUGCGACUGCGAACUCUGCAGGGACGGAUACAAAUGUCUCUGGUACAGUUAUGACAAGGAGGAGACAGACCCCAAGGAGGCUAGGAGCAAGAGGAGGAGGAUAAUCAAUUGGAUCAAUACAAGAGUCAAAGAAGAUUAUCGCAAGAGAAUCAACACAACCUUUAACAUCCAGAGUUUAGUAUGCAAUGAUUAUGCCAUUUACGGAAACGCCAUACUUCGCCAAUGGGACCUACAGAAGAUCAUAAGGCGGGAACUCGUAAAAAAGGAGGAGAGAAGACAAAGGCUGGAGAAGCGCUGGAAGGAGUGGGAGAAAGCGAGGGCUCAGAAGAUAAAAACUAUUCUUCAGGAGAAGAAGGCAAAGGAACAGGCCACGCUCAAUAGGCUGAUAGACCUGAAUCUAGAGGCAGACCAGAAGAUCAAGGAGUUCAUUGCUGCCAAUCCAGGAAUCCAGUCCCAGUAUCCUGGAGGUCAUACCAGAGUGGAGAUGAUGGGACGUUGGGAUAUGGGCUACCAGAGGGAGGAGACUCAGGGCCAGGAGGGCAGAGUAGGGCCUGCUACUGUACAGAAGUCCACUGCACCUCUGCGGACCAAGAAAAUAACCAAAUGGCAAAAGUUGCAAAAAUGGUAAAGAAUAGAGCUAGAGGGGAGCUGAAUAUGAGCUGAACUACUGGUGACAACAGUAAUUUAUGUGAAUUUCCCAAUAGCAAAAAUGUAAUGGUGGAAUAAUGUUCACAUUACCAAGAUGCUAAUUUAUCUCAUCAUUUUUGCAGGUUUUACAUGAUCCAACGGUGAAAAGUCCAGCCCCAGAAUGAUCAUAUGAAAGUUAUAUCCUAAUAAAUAUUUUGGAAGUAAAAUGAAAAUUCAAACGGAAUCAAUUAUAUACUGAUGCUAUCAUAUACUAUUCCCUCAUAAUAUGGUACAUUGUUAUUUCAAAACCAGACACUUAAAAAAAAUGACAUAGUUCAUUUUGUUGCAUAUAUUUCAAAAUGUAAUUUAAUGAAACAAAAUGAAAAUAAUGUUCUAGAUUUUUUGUGAAUUAACACUGGUAACCAAAGCAGGCAAGCUGAGAUGUGUCCAAGAUGGCCAUCCCAAGGCAUAGCGGUGAACAAUAUUUUCAGAAUUAUGAGAAAAAAGUUCCAAAAUGCUAAAUACAAAAUAGCUAAUUUUAAAAGAAUAGCAAAAUGAUUCCGUCAAGGGCAAUAGAGUAUUCGUCCUAACAAAGAUGUCUACAUAUAUUUCAGGAUGUUGUGUAUCCCUGGAAAUGUUCUUCAUGUAAACAUUAGUUUUGAAAACAUAGCUUCUUUCUCCCAAAAAAGUAGUAUCUUGUCACCACUUACCAUGGGUAUUUCUGUAUUGGAUGAAAUAUUACCACUACCUUUUUAAAACCAUGUCUAUCUUUAUUUCCCAAACACAAUUCAACAAUCACUUUGUAUUUWAAUUAUUUUAGGCAUAUUUUUAACACAGGCUUAACACCUAACAAACACUUAGU